AUGACGGAUUCCGCCGCAGUCAAGGAGGCUGAGGCCUCCAUGGCCAACUUGGUCCUCGAUGAGGUCACCGGCGAGAGGGUGUCCAAGUCGGAACUGAAGAGACGUCAGAAGCAGAGAGAGAAGGAAGCCAAGAAGAAGGAGAAGGAGGCUGCUGCGCCCCCGAAGCCGGAGAAGAAAGUAUCGGCGGAAGAGGAGGAAAGCAAUCUCACUCCGAAUCAAUAUUUUGAAAUCCGAAGCGCACGAAUCAACAAGUUGCGAGAAACCAAGAACCCCGAUCCUUAUCCACACAAGUUCCAGGUCACCGACGACUUGCGGCAAUUCCUCAAGGAAUACGAGGGGCUGGCCAAGGGAGAGCAGAAGCCAGAUGUGACCGUGCGGAUCGCGGGGCGGAUCUACACCAAGCGAGCGUCAGGUCCCAAGCUGAUCUUCUACGAUAUCCGCGCCGAGGGCGUCAAGGUCCAGGUGGUCGCCCAAGCGCAAAACGUGAAGAGCGACGUGCCCUUCGAAGCGCAGCAUGAGCACCUCCGGAGAGGAGAUAUCAUCGGUAUCGUCGGGUUCCCCGGCCGCAGUAACCCCAAGAACCGGCCCGAUGGCGAACUGUCCAUCUUCGCGACCGAAGUCGUCCUGCUGGCGCCUUGCCUGCACGCGAUUCCUUCAGAGCACUACGGCCUGCGCGAUCAGGAGCAGCGGUACCGUCAGCGGUACCUCGACUUGAUCAUGAACGACAAGUCGCGCAAUGUCUUCGUGACCCGACACAAGAUCGUCAGCUACAUCCGUCGCUUCUUCGACAGCCGGGAUUUCAUCGAGGUGGAGACGCCCAUGAUGAACGCCAUCCCCGGUGGCGCGACGGCCAAGCCCUUCAUUACCCACCACAACGAGCUGGACAUGGAUCUCUAUAUGCGGGUGGCGCCUGAGCUGUACCUGAAGAUGCUGAUCGUUGGUGGUCUGGAGCGUGUGUACGAACUUGGUCGCCAGUUCCGGAACGAAGGCAUCGACCUUACCCACAACCCGGAGUUCACGACCUGCGAGUUCUACUGGGCCUACGCCGACGUGUACGAUGUCAUGAACCUCACCGAGGAGCUUAUCUCUGGCCUGGUCAAGCACAUUACGGGUGGAUACGAGACCACCUUCCACACGCAAUCCGGCGAGGUCUACACUAUCAACUGGAAGGCGCCGUGGAGACGGGUUGAGAUGAUCCCGGCCCUCGAGGAGGCCACGGGAGAGAAGUUCCCUCCUGGAGACAAGCUGCACACGGAGGAGGCCCACGAGUUCCUCAAGAACCUGCUGAAGAAGACCGGAGUGGAGUGCCCACCUCCGCUGACCAACGCGAGAAUGCUCGACAAGCUCGUCGGCGAGUUCAUCGAGGAGACCUGCAUCAACCCGACUUUCAUCACGGGACAUCCUCAGAUGAUGUCCCCGCUGGCCAAGUACCACCGCAAGCACGUCGGUCUCUGCGAGCGAUUCGAGGCGUUCGUCUGCAAGAAGGAGAUCGUCAACGCGUACACGGAGUUGAACGACCCGUUCGACCAGCGUCUGCGCUUCGAGGAGCAGGCCCGCCAGAAGUCCCAGGGUGACGACGAGGCGCAGCUGAUUGACGAGAACUUCUGCACCAGUCUGGAAUACGGUCUGCCUCCUACGGGAGGCUGGGGUAUGGGCAUUGACCGUCUGGUCAUGUUCCUGACGGACAACUACAGUAUUAAGGAGGUCCUUGCCUUCCCGUUCAUGAAGGAGGACAAGGACAAGAAGGAAGAGAAGCCUCUUGCGGCGGAGGUGGUUGGCGUCGAGCCCGUUCCUGAGGAGGGAAUCCGUAAGUCGCCCAGUAUAAUAAGUAAAGUCUGA
Rasamsonia emersonii CBS 393.64 is the source of this 1839-nucleotide messenger RNA. Its product is annotated as Lysine--tRNA ligase. Gene Ontology annotation, biological process: lysyl-tRNA aminoacylation. NCBI's taxonomy places the organism in Eukaryota, Fungi, Ascomycota, Eurotiomycetes, Eurotiales, Trichocomaceae. The transcript is spliced from 2 exons. Gene Ontology annotation, cellular component: cytoplasm; cytosol. Bases 1 to 1839 code for a protein of 612 amino acids. The record is from RefSeq and is a predicted model, not a curated record. Gene Ontology annotation, molecular function: ATP binding; tRNA binding; lysine-tRNA ligase activity.